Colias croceus (clouded yellow) is the source of this 5024-nucleotide messenger RNA. Its product is annotated as hemicentin-1-like. The transcript has 26 exons. Gene Ontology annotation, cellular component: plasma membrane. Gene Ontology annotation, biological process: homophilic cell-cell adhesion. The coding region runs from base 1 to 4905 and encodes 1634 amino acids. The record is from RefSeq and is a predicted model, not a curated record. NCBI's taxonomy places the organism in Eukaryota, Metazoa, Arthropoda, Insecta, Lepidoptera, Pieridae. Gene Ontology annotation, molecular function: nucleic acid binding; hydrolase activity; metal ion binding.
AUGAAUUUAAUUCUGGAAUUUUCUGUUACAAUAAUUUUAUUUGCAAUAAAAGCAGUGAGUAGUGAAUUGAAAAGUAGCUUAACUUUUGUUAUUGACGAUACCGCUUCUAUGAAAGAUGAAAUAGAUCAAGUUAAGUUAAGAACUAAAGAAGUGUUUGAAGCUGUGUUAAAUACUAAAAACUCUGAUAUAGACAAUUUUGUUUUGGUUACCUUCAAUGAUCCAGGGGUUCAAUUUCGUGUAAAAACAACCCAUGAAGAUGAAUUUAUGGAAGCACUUGAUGAGAUAGACGUCGAUGGAGGCUUAGCAACAUGCCCAGAAAUGGCAAUGACAGGUAUUUCAUUGGGAAUCAAAUCGAGUAAUCCGAAUUCUUUUGUUUACGUAUUUACGGAUGCAUCUGCAGAAGACUAUCAUAAGUAUGAUGAUGUUGAAACAUUGGCUUCAGUAUUUUCAACGAAGGUGACGUUCUUAUUAACCGGUGAUUGUAAGUGUCGAAGUUGCGAGCAUUAUAAAGUCUAUAAUAAAUUGGCCAAUGCGACUGGAGGACAAGUAUUCAACGUAGAAAAGAAUGAGAUCAAAAAUAUUAUCGAUUAUAUAAUAGACUCAAUUAAAACUACAAAAUGUUUGGUGAGUCAACGACAUUUCUUCUCGGAAGACCAGCGAAAAUUCGAGCUUCGGUUUUUAGUGGAUAAUAAAUUAAACGAAAUAACGCUAUCAUUAACUGGUGAUAAGCCUCAAUUAAAAGUAUUCUUCUCUAACGGAACCGAAGUAAUGACCAGUGUGUUGGUUACACUAAGCGAGACCCUGAUUCUGAAAAUGGUAAACGUAGUCAGUGAAGAGUACAUAGCGAAAGUGGAAGUAAAUGGUAAAGAAGCGGAUCUUAGUAUAAACGCAGCAUGUAACUUUGCAUUCCAAUAUGGAUUCUCACAGAUUCCAGCUAAUUCCAUGGAUAAAACUGUAUACCGUCCUACUUCAGGUGGAAAAGAAUAUUUAUCAAUACAAAUAACAAAACAAGACGAUGAAGUCGAACUGCACACUGCCCAAAUUCGUGAUGUUUCAGGGAACAUAAUAAUGAAUUUAAAAUUAAGUUCGCUCAGCGAAAAGUUCUAUGUGACAGACGAGUUCAUGCCUCCAAAUCAACCUUUUAAAAUUGCUGUUGUAGGAAAAUUUAAAAGUACCAAUGAAGAAAUUACGAGAGUUGCCUUACCGACGAUUGAACCAGCCAAAGUCACUCCUGUUACAGAAAUUACAACAGAAGAAACAACGUCAACAACGGAAAGUAGUAUAGAGAUGGCUCCGAAUAUUGAUGAAAUAAAAAUUGUGAAUUCUGAUGACAAUGGCAAAGUUUCAAUAGAAUGCAAAGUUAGCAGUAAUCCUAAACCAGAUAUAGAAUGGAUGGAUAAGCACGGUAACACGUUUAGUGUUUUCGACGUUAAUUACGAUGAAAGUAAUCCCAUAAUAAAAACAAGUGCUAUUCUGAACACUGAAAGCAAAGAGGAUAAUAUCUUUAAAUGCACCGCAACUAAUGGACAAGGCACUAAGUCUGAGUCUAUUGAUUAUUUUUCUCCAAAAGAACUACCAGUUAUUGAUAAAACUGUUAAAGAAUACUUCAAAAACAAAGAUGAAAGCAUUGACAUAGAUUGCAGAGUCAUAAAAGGUAAGCCAAGGCCUGUCGUCACAUGGAACUUCAAGCAACAAAAAAAUACUGCAUACGUAAAAUUAUCAAGUACAGGUGAAAACUUGCACAUAGACAAUUUGAAUACAGAUAAUGCUGGCUUUUAUAAAUGUGUCGCGGAAAAUUCUGUAGGAAGUGAUGAGCACAAAGUUGAGGUGCAAGUAACUGUUGUAGAAAGUACCACACAAGAAAUGACGUCAACCACGGAAACUACUAUAGAGAUGGCUCCAAAUAUAGACGAAAUAAAAAUUGUGAAUUCUGAUGACAAUGGAAAAGUUUCAAUAGAGUGCAUAGUUAGCAGUAAUCCUAAACCAGAUAUAGAAUGGAUGGAUAAGCACGGUAACACGUUUAGUGUUUUCGUCGUUAAUUACGAUGAAAGUAAUCCCAUAAUAAAAACAAAUACUGUUCUGAACACUGAAAGCAAAGAGGAUAAUAUCUUUAAAUGCACCGCAACUAAUGGACAAGGCACUAAGUCUGAGUCUAUUGAUUAUGUUUCUCCCAAAGAAAUACCAGUUGUUGAUAAAACUGUUAAAGAAUACUUCAAAAACAAAGAUGAAAGCACUGAUAUAGAUUGCAGAGUUAUAAAAGGUAAACCAAAGCCUGUCGUCACUUGGUACUUCAAGCAACUAAAAAAUAUUGCAUACGUAAAAUUAUCAAGUACAGGUGAAAACUUGCACAUAGACAAUUUGAAUACAGAUAAUGCUGGCUUUUAUAAAUGUGUCGCGGAAAAUUCUGUAGGAAGUGAUGAGCACAAAGUUGAGGUGCAAGUAACUGAACCUCCGCAAUUUACACCAAAAGAAACAACACUAAUAAAGGCGCCGGCUACGAUAGUGAACUUGGAUUGUGUCGUCAGAGGUUGGCCCAAGCCUCGCGUGCGCUGGUAUUUCAAUGAUAAAGAAAUUGUGAAUGGAGCAAGAUAUCUUAUUCAUGACAAUCAUACUUUAAGCUUCCUAUCAAAACCAAAAGACACCGGGAAAUUCAGAUGUGAAAUUGUGGGUGUCGUCGGCAAUAAUAAUAUAAUUUAUAAUGUGGAAGUAAAAAAAUUUGCUCCUCUUUUCAUAACGCCGCCACAAAACGCCGAAAUACAUUUGCGUAUUGGUGAUACUAAAACUUUAGAAUGCAACGCAGGAGGGGUCCCUGAACCUACUGUUCAAUGGAAUUAUGUUAGUUUUGACUCUAAAACAUAUGCAGCAAUUAACACUGAUAAGUCAAAGAAUGGCAAUAAUUUGGUCCUAACUGGUGAUGAUAUUAAUAAAGAAGGAUAUUAUAUAUGUAAUGCGAGCAAUGGAAGAGAACAAAUGUCGAUCACCUAUAAGGUUUUUGUUGGAGUUCCGCCUUGGAUAGUAAAACCACCUAAUAAAAUGAUUAAUGCAGUAAUUGAGGAUAAAAGGCUGCACAUACGUUGUGAAGCUUUUGGUAACCCAAAGCCAACAGUUACAUGGCAAAAAAACGGAGCCGAUCUUGCUAUAGGUACUAAUAAUCUUAUGACCGAAGGCAACUUGUUAAUUAUAUAUGAUGUAAAUGAUUUUACUGAAAUCAGUGGCAAAUAUACUUGUAUAGCAGCUAAUACAGUAGGCACGGCAUCUGAAGAUUAUGAAGUCCAGGUUUUAAGAAAACCCACAAUUGGAAGUGUACAGGAGUUAUGUAUAGAAAAAGAUAAACCAAAAGAACUUUGGUGCAGCACUGACUUUCAGGAUAAAUAUAAAAGGAGAGACAGCAAAAUAGUCUGGUUUAUAAAGGAUGAAUAUUUUAUAACGAAUCCAUUUAAGCUGAAUGGGUAUGACUAUGAAGCAAUGACGUAUAUAUGCCGAAUCAGCUAUACAGAAGGCGGAACAGAAAAUUUCGCAAUAAACAUUAAGUUGUGUUUUCCUCCAGAGUUUUACAACGACUUACCAACACACGGAACAUAUGUCAUGUACAGCUAUUUAGAUUGUAGAGCCAAAGGGUCCCCUGCUCCAACGAUUACGUGGUAUAAAAAUGGGAAGAGACUGCCCGAUUUGACGGACACAUUGAGAGCAGAUGAUGAGGCCACAUAUAGAUGUGAAGUGACCAACAAUUUUAUCACAAAUACAAAUCAUGUAAAAUUCAGGGAAUUCAAAGUAAUUCGUGAUGAAUGCGUCAUAGAUAUUAAAAUGUAUUCAAGCAAGCAACGUCCGUUUCUCUCGAAAAACAACAAAUUUAUUAUUCCAAUUACACAAUAUGAUGUGGAAAACGAUUUAAUCCGCAUACCUGGAAAUAAAAAAAUUUCCUUUAUAUGUCCCAAUAAUUAUAUUAAAUUCCGCGGUCGCAAUUUACUUGUAAGCAGCUUGCAAGCUAAAUGCAAAACGGACUCUCAAUUUGAAAUAAAACACAAAGCUAUCAUAGGCACGUCAACAAAUGUGUAUGAUUUGGAGUGUAGUGAGGAACCAAAACCUCAUCUUCGCAAUCCGAAUAUAGUAUGUAACUAUUUGGACGAUUAUCAAAUUAUAAAUGUGGGAUUUAAAUUGGUAUCAACUUUUCAAAUCAUGUAUAGUGUAUGCUUUAACGUGGUUACCAAGGAACCAACUUACGCACGAUAUGAAAUAUAUCAUUUCGGACAUCGUACUGUGAGACCUUAUGAAUACGAAAACAGCAAAUACACGAAUGACGAGGCUGAAGUAUAUGAUUGCGAUUGGCAAAGAAAUUUCUUCAUACAAUCCUUUGGGUUUGACAUGUGCCCGAAUAAAUGUUGUUAUAUAAGAAGACAAUUAGUAAAUCCUCAAGAUUUAUAUCCCAGUUAUGAAGCAGCUGCCUUCAAUAACAUUAAUGUGGUACCUCAUUGGACUUCAUGUAGUACUAACUGGAACCAGAUAGAAGAACGAAUCCUAGCUAAGGCCAAGAUAAAUGGGGAGAAAUUCGAAAUAUGGACUGGCAUUUAUGACCGACUGGAACUCGAAUCGUAUGGAUUAAUUAAAAAGCCCGUUGCAAUUCGAAAUACUAAAUUCAUGCCGAAACUUUUAUGGAAGGUAGUACAUAGUAAGAUAUUGCGCGCUGCUAUUGCUGUAAUUCAGAUCAAUUCACCAAAUAUACUUGAUCCUAAAGAAAUAAAAGAUUACGUGAUUUGCCCGGAUAUCACGGACAAUGUGAAAUGGAUGCAUAACCCCGAUUGGAAAGAUCCCAGCAAAGGCUACACUUAUAUCUGCGGCAUUAAGGAAUUUUUAAAAGCAUUUAAUCGUAUAAUAUUCUUGAAGGGCGUGAAAAGGACUUUAGUAUGAAUUGUAAAGUUUUACUGUUGUGCCAAUUAGUUUUUAAUUUUAAUCAUUACUUUAAUAGAACUGUAUCCGUAUUGUUAUUUUAAGUUUAUGACGAAGAAUUAUAAGGAAUUUUUAUUAAA